This is a messenger RNA of Penicillium concentricum, 840 nucleotides long. RefSeq lists its product as uncharacterized. Bases 1 to 840 code for a protein of 279 amino acids. The transcript has a single exon. NCBI's taxonomy places the organism in Eukaryota, Fungi, Ascomycota, Eurotiomycetes, Eurotiales, Aspergillaceae. The record is from RefSeq and is a predicted model, not a curated record.
AUGUCGUUCUUUACUAAUCCCCCUCGUCGCGGUAGACAUGAUGCCGGCUCUGGACUCUACCCCCCGCCACAAACUCAGGCUACUGAUUUGCCCAAAGAGUCUCCCGUGACUCUUCUGAAUAUCACGAAGCUCAAGUCAGAGUCUAGCCUUACGGUCUGGGGCAAUGAGAUCAUUCAUGUCUUGCGACCUCUCAAGCUCGAUGCGCUCGUGGCCAGUGAUCUUCCGAGGCCCCACCCAGAAGACCCCGACUACAGCAAAUGGAAGUUCUGGACUCUUGUUGUUGCUAGAUGGCUAUUCAAUCAGGUGGAUACCUCAAUUCAACACAAAGUGAAGGCACACUCAAACGACCUCGCUUUCGCCGAUGAGAUAUUCAACGCAAUCAAGCUGUUGAGUCUUCACAGCCAGUCUAAGUUCCUUGCGAAUGAGGUGAAGCGAUGGGAAGAGCUCAAACGAGAGAAUUUCUCUACGCCCGCGGAAUUCAUCAUGGCUUACCAAAAUCAGUACAAUCGUCUGAAGACAGAAAACCAUGAGCCGUCUUGUGAUUUUGCCCUUGGCAGACUUCUGCAAGAGCUUCACGGAGAAGUGAUGAAGGUUCCGUUCAUCCAAGAAGAGGUCAAGGAUUUGAGACGGCCCGUGAACUAUCAACUUUUCGUUUAUUACUGCAAAGUCUUGAUCGAUGAAUCCCGCAAGCCCACCGUUUCAGCCGGCCCCUCUGCUUCUGAGGAUGCCAGUGUGGGGAUUUAUGGAGAAUUGAGAGGCCGAAGCUCAAGCCAUGGACGUGACAUCUCCUACCGCGGCUGGAGACAAAGCACCAAGGGACGCGGCCCGGCAUGGGAAUAG